This is a messenger RNA of Alternaria burnsii, 750 nucleotides long. RefSeq lists its product as uncharacterized. Bases 1 to 750 code for a protein of 249 amino acids. Gene Ontology annotation, molecular function: hydrolase activity. The record is from RefSeq and is a predicted model, not a curated record. NCBI's taxonomy places the organism in Eukaryota, Fungi, Ascomycota, Dothideomycetes, Pleosporales, Pleosporaceae. The transcript has 2 exons.
AUGACAUCUCCAAGAGGUUUUGAACCUUGCUGUCUCAAAUCAUUCAACUGGACCGGUACCCCGAGCGGUCACGAAUCGAAGCUCGCAGACAACCCAACCUACAUCACCGGAUCGAACUCUGAGGCUGCCGUCCUUAUCAUCCAUGAUGGCUUGGGCUGGAGAUUCAAGAACAACCGUCUUCUGGCUGACCACUUUGCCAAAGAAGCAAACGUUACAGUCUACAUGCCUGACUUCUUCGGUGGCGAGUCUCUCGACUUCUCCUUAAUUAAAGCCGGCAGAUGGGCUGAACUAGACAUGGAAGGCUUCAAAGCACGCAACAGCCGCUCCGUCCGCGAGCCCGAAGUCUUCGCCUGCGUUCAAGCACUCCGAGAUUCUGGCUACAAGAAGAUCGGAGCGGCGGGUUACUGUUGGGGCGGUUGGGCCGUGUUGCGUCUUGCGACCGAGAAGUUAGUCGACUGCGUGGUUUGCGCUCACCCUUCCAUGAUCACCGAGGCGGAUUUCGAUGGCUUGAACGUGCCGAUCAUGUUCCUACAGCCUGAGCAUGACGCAAUCUUCUCCGAUGAGGUGAAACUGUAUGCUUUUAAGAAGUUGGUGUUGGACAAGAAGAGUUUGCCGGUAGAGUGGAUACACUUCCCUGGUGUCAGUCAUGGAUGUUUGACAAAGGGGGACGAGACGGUUCCAGGAGAGAGGGAGGCCAUGGUCAAGGCGAAGGAUAGGGCUGUUACGUGGUGGAGGGAGUGGCUUCUUUGA